Sitophilus oryzae (rice weevil) is the source of this 650-nucleotide messenger RNA. RefSeq lists its product as uncharacterized. Gene Ontology annotation, cellular component: mitochondrial crista junction; MICOS complex. The transcript has 3 exons. The coding region runs from base 54 to 584 and encodes 176 amino acids. NCBI's taxonomy places the organism in Eukaryota, Metazoa, Arthropoda, Insecta, Coleoptera, Curculionidae. The record is from RefSeq and is a predicted model, not a curated record. Gene Ontology annotation, biological process: cristae formation.
GUAAACCGAAACCAAAAAGAAUAAACAUAUGUACUGGUAAAGAAUUAAGAAAGAUGUGUGCCCCGCCAGUAUGUUUUAAGGAAGUAGAAGUGAAAAAGAGAUUUGGACUUCUAAAAUUCCUAGGUUUUGGAAUGAAAUCUGCAGUAGCUGCAGCACUGGUUUAUAUUUCGUACGACAUGGGUAUAUGGGGCACCACAGAUGAAACCCAGGAAAUGUACAAUACCGCUUGUGCGAUGUUCAAGGGUCCUCGGCCGAAAAAAAAUACCAAAUGGGACCCACCAUCCUGCGAAGCCGAGAGCGAUUUAUUUCAUCAAUCAAGCUACGACCCGUACGGACACUGCGACUUGCCGCCAUUCAGAGCUGAGGAUAUUUCGUUGAAGUUUCAAAGGCUUUGGAACGGAGCUAUUUCAAACAUAUUUUCUGGAAUAGCCCAUUUUCCGAAAAACGUAAUAGAUAAAUUGGGAGCAGGAUCAUCAUCCGCUAAAGGCGCGGCGGAAGAUGAAACGAAGAAGAGCCCGGUUUGUGUAUCUUACAACAGCUUAGAUCCAGAAGAGAAAGAAAAGGUUAUGCCUAAAUACAAAUGAAUUAAACAUAAAAUUUAUAUCAACGCUAUUAAUUAUUUUUCUGUCAAUUCAGUGCUGAGGAUUUAA